Molecule: messenger RNA, 2315 nt
Organism: Pseudo-nitzschia multistriata
Lineage: Eukaryota; Bacillariophyta; Bacillariophyceae; Bacillariales; Bacillariaceae
Source: the annotation of a GenBank genome assembly
ACCGAAACGAAAAAAAUCACUGGUCUUCAGUACACCUAGCUGGUACGGGGACACACGACUACAACAACAUGAGCUGGUAGCAUCGUACCGUACGUUGCGGUACUCGUUUUACUCGUAGCAUCGUACGUUGCGAUACUCGCGUGUGUGUUCGCAAAAUUCACGGUGUGAACGGUGCCGGGACGCCCCGCGCCGGCCGAACCCCCGCGGAGAAUCGUGGUUGCGUUGUCGCGCGAGCGGGGCGAUCGAUGGAUCGUCACCCAUCGUUGGGCACGCCACGACGCCUUCGACAAAGGCAAGGCAAGGCAAGGCAAGGCAAGGCAAGGCACGUCGCGUCACGGCACGACACGGCGGUUCCGGGCCGCGAACGAGCCACGGCACCGGCGUUUCGGGGACCCUCCCCCCCGUGCGGUACCGGCGAUCGCUUCCGGUCCCGAGACGCCGUCCCCCACGGGUCCUGCCGCGGAGGUUCGGAACCAGCGCCCGCCAGCGCUGCCGCUCCGAAGGCAACGCCGUGCCGUGGUGUGCCAGGCAAUUGCAAUGCACCUCCGCUGCCCCGGAGCUCCCGGGGCCGAGCGACGCGCCGCCCCACACGCCCGGCGUCCCGCUUUCGAAACGGGACUCCGUUUAGGGGGAAUUCCGGUUCUGCUGCCGUUGAACCUGUCUCUGUCCUCCGCAAUCCGUCAACGCUUGCGGGAACAAAAUUCCGGCGCGAAACGACGGCAGACUGGUGCAUCCGUCGUUGCGGCUUUGUUGGGUCGGUUCGACUCCAGCACUCUUUCUCUCUCUCUCUCCGCGAACGGCACCUUGCCUCCAGUGGCGUCGCAGCAGAUUCGAUCCGGUACCGCAGUGCCCACCACGACACACACACAUGCCUUCAAAACAGUCUCUGUCUGUCUCUCUCUCGCUCUCGCUCACUCACUCACCGGGCUUCUCGAGAACUAGCCGUGUCGGUCUUUCCAAUCACUGCCUGUGCUGCUGCUUUCAGAAUGCGGAAACAGGAACUGACAAGCCUCGAGGGCCAGGACCCCGACGAAAACAAAAGCAACGACGACGAGGGAUCGUACGUUGCGAGCGACAACAUUUCGUUCGAAGAUCCCACCCCGCAAGCGGAAGAAAGGACCCUGUCGUGGAGAAACGACCCGGCCUAUAAGUAAGCACGACAACGAGUCGUUCCGAAAGACCGGGCGGAAAUUCUUUGCUCGUUCCAGUAUUUCGGCUCCGAAGGGCUAUCCUCACCGAGUUUUGGUUUGUUUUGUUUGUGCAUUCGGUUCCAUUCGACUCGUGGCGCGCAGCUUUAGCGACUGGAAACUGCGGGUGGUUGUUCGGAAGAACCGGGCGGGGGAUUCCGCCGCCGAUUCUUCGCUGCCGGCCCACGAAACCACCUACAACGUGCACCGCAACAUUCUCGCCGUUGGCGAGCGGAGGAGCCAGUACUUUGCCAACCUCCUGCACUACGGGAUCGACGACGGCGGCGGCUCCUCGGUCGUGGAGCUCGCCCCCCGGGCGGCGGCCUGCUUUCCGGACCUCCUGGACUUUGUCUACUCCUCGGAGGCCUUUUGCGUCACGACGAGAAACGCGAUCGCCCUGCUCUUUCUGGCCCGGGCCUUCCAGGUCCCCUCCCUCGAGGCGCGGGCGGAGGCCUUUGUCGAAAAGGACCUCCGGCUCGUCACCUUUGGGUGCUACCUGGCCGACGCGCUCUAUUUCAGCGAGGAGGCCGUGGCGCUCCGGGCGAUGGACGCCUGCGAGAGGGAGGUCCUGUCCCUCCUGAACGGGAGGGGCGGGGCGGAGAGGGCAAAAAGGCCCCGAGGCCUCUGCAAGCUCCUGGGGGUCCCGCUGCUGGCCUCGGUCCUCGAGGCGGAACACCGGGCGAGAACCGUGUGGUCGGUGCUGACGGAGGAACGCCCCGGCCUGGGAGCGAAGCAGGCCCUGCUCGGGGUCUUGUUCCGCCGGAAGGAGCCGGAGGGGGGCGACUCGUAGCGGAUGCGUGUCGGGUUGCGCGGGUUGUCACAGCGGUGGCAACGGGGGGGAAGGCCGCGGCGCCCGGGGCAAUCCAAUGGGAUCCAUUUGCGUCCAACGGCAAACGCGGCCAAGGGAAGGUUUGUGUUUUUGCGCAUGCUGCCUACGAUUGUGGUGCGAUUUGGUUCCUGCCGGGAGAAAAAGACGCAACGAUGAUCCAACCGGCAACGAUUAUCUAAACAGGCAGGUGAAACGAAUGGUGAGAUUGUCGGAAAUCGUGCUCCGGUCGAAAAGCCCGGAAUCCUGUCCUUGGUUUCUCACCAAGAUACCGUGACGGCGUCACCCAUGAUUACAGUAUU